Messenger RNA from Merops nubicus (carmine bee-eater), 3053 nucleotides. RefSeq names its product chloride channel, voltage-sensitive 3 (gene CLCN3). Gene Ontology annotation, biological process: chloride transport; transmembrane transport. Gene Ontology annotation, cellular component: early endosome; Golgi apparatus; synaptic vesicle. The record is from RefSeq and is a predicted model, not a curated record. NCBI's taxonomy places the organism in Eukaryota, Metazoa, Chordata, Aves, Coraciiformes, Meropidae. The coding region runs from base 19 to 2445 and encodes 808 amino acids. Gene Ontology annotation, molecular function: voltage-gated chloride channel activity. The transcript is spliced from 12 exons.
ACAGGAACUCAUUAUACAAUGACAAAUGGAGGAAGUAUCAACAGUUCAACACAUUUACUGGAUCUCUUGGACGAGCCAAUUCCUGGAGUAGGAACAUACGAUGACUUCCAUACCAUUGACUGGGUUCGAGAGAAGUGCAAGGACAGAGAAAGGCAUAGACGGAUUAACAGUAAGAAGAAAGAAUCAGCAUGGGAGAUGACAAAAAGUUUGUAUGAUGCAUGGUCAGGAUGGCUGGUGGUCACACUAACUGGUUUGGCAUCAGGAGCGUUGGCGGGACUGAUUGACAUUGCUGCUGACUGGAUGACUGACUUAAAGGAAGGCAUUUGUCUUAGUGCUUUGUGGUUUAACCAUGAGCAGUGUUGCUGGGGUUCAAAUGAAACCACAUUUGAAGAGAGAGAUAAGUGUCCGCAGUGGAAAACAUGGGCUGAGCUAAUAAUUGGGCAAGCAGAAGGUCCAGGUUCAUACAUAAUGAACUACAUAAUGUACAUUUUCUGGGCUUUGAGCUUUGCCUUCUUAGCAGUUUCUCUGGUGAAGGUGUUUGCUCCCUAUGCCUGUGGCUCGGGGAUACCUGAGAUAAAAACUAUUUUGAGUGGCUUCAUCAUCAGAGGUUACUUGGGGAAGUGGACUUUGAUGAUAAAAACCAUUACUUUAGUCUUGGCUGUCGCAUCAGGUUUGAGUUUAGGAAAAGAGGGUCCCUUGGUACAUGUUGCCUGCUGCUGUGGGAAUAUUUUUUCCUAUCUCUUUCCAAAGUACAGCACAAAUGAAGCUAAAAAAAGAGAGGUGUUGUCAGCUGCCUCAGCAGCAGGAGUAUCUGUAGCCUUUGGUGCCCCAAUUGGUGGAGUCCUUUUCAGUCUGGAGGAGGUCAGUUACUAUUUCCCACUGAAAACUUUAUGGAGAUCAUUUUUUGCUGCUUUAGUAGCUGCAUUUGUUUUAAGGUCCAUCAAUCCUUUUGGUAACAGCCGCCUAGUUCUUUUUUAUGUGGAAUAUCACACUCCUUGGUACCUUUUUGAACUGCUUCCUUUUAUUCUUCUGGGAGUAUUUGGUGGACUCUGGGGAGCAUUUUUCAUCCGAGCAAACAUCGCAUGGUGUCGUCGACGCAAAUCGACUAAAUUUGGGAAGUAUCCUGUCCUGGAAGUUAUUAUUGUUGCAGCAAUAACAGCUGUCAUAGCAUUUCCUAAUCCAUAUACCAGGCUAAACACCAGUGAGCUUAUUAAAGAGCUCUUCACAGACUGUGGGCCGUUAGAAUCCUCCUCCCUGUGUGACUACAGAAAUGAUAUGAAUGCAAGCAAAAUAGUGGAUGAUAUCCCUGACCGCCCAGCAGGCACUGGCGUCUAUUCAGCUAUAUGGCAGUUGUGUUUAGCACUCAUAUUUAAAAUAAUCAUGACAGUCUUCACCUUUGGUAUCAAGGUUCCAUCCGGGUUGUUCAUACCUAGUAUGGCGAUUGGAGCGAUAGCAGGAAGGAUUGUGGGCAUUGCAGUGGAGCAGCUGGCUUACUACCAUCACGACUGGUUCAUUUUCAAGGAGUGGUGUGAAGUUGGAGCAGACUGUAUUACACCCGGCCUUUAUGCCAUGGUUGGUGCUGCUGCGUGCUUAGGUGGUGUGACAAGGAUGACUGUGUCCCUGGUAGUUAUUGUCUUUGAGCUAACAGGAGGCCUGGAAUAUAUUGUGCCCCUAAUGGCCGCAGUCAUGACCAGUAAGUGGGUAGGAGAUGCCUUUGGUAGGGAAGGCAUCUAUGAGGCACACAUCCGACUGAAUGGAUAUCCUUUCUUGGAUGCAAAGGAAGAAUUUACUCACACAACACUGGCUGCUGAUGUUAUGAGACCCCGAAGAAGUGAUCCACCUCUAGCAGUUCUGACACAGGAUAACAUGACAGUCGAAGACAUAGAAAACUUGAUCAACGAAACCAGCUAUAAUGGUUUUCCUGUUAUUAUGUCAAAAGAAUCACAGAGACUGGUGGGCUUUGCUCUAAGAAGAGAUUUAACUAUUGCAAUAGAAAGUGCUAGAAAGAAGCAGGAAGGGAUUGUUGGCAGUUCCAGGGUCUGUUUUGCCCAGCAUACCCCAUCGCUUCCAGCAGAAAGCCCUCGACCUCUGAAGCUUAGAAGUAUACUUGAUAUGAGCCCUUUCACCGUGACAGACCACACACCCAUGGAAAUAGUGGUGGAUAUUUUCCGGAAGCUGGGUCUGAGGCAGUGCCUUGUAACACACAACGGGAUUGUCUUGGGGAUCAUCACAAAGAAGAACAUAUUAGAGCAUCUCGAGCAACUAAAGCAGCACGUCGAACCCUUGGCGCCUCCUUGGCAUUAUAACAAAAAAAGAUAUCCUCCGUCAUAUGGCCCAGACGGCAAACCAAGACCCCGCCUCCAUCAUGUUCAACUGAAACCCAUAGCUGAGGAGAGAGAGGAGACGGAAGAGGAGGUUCAUUUGUUGAAUAGCACAACACUUUAGUCUGGGGGAUGCUUCUAAAAUCAGAGAUGAGAGCCAGGUUUUUGCGUAACGGUGCUGCUGGAAAUGAGGAGUUGGUCUGGGGAAAAAAUCUGUCGAGGACGAAGGCUGACGGGAGCACGGGAAGGGAGAGCUGCUGUCCUGCACUGGAUGCACCCCGAGGCGUCAGGUCUGUCAUGAUAGUGCAGUGGAUGAGCUGUGCGAGGGGGCGGAUCCUCCAGCCCCAGCCUGGUGCUUCGUCACUGAAGAGAUGCAUUAUAGUCCCUGCUUCUGGAGGGAUCUUCCUGAAUUGAGCCAUCCUACGGAGACUGAAAGGUCUUGCCCUUUUUACCAUUGAACACUGUUGUGUUAACUCAUGAAACCUAUUAAUUGGUACACGUCACCUUUCUACAUUCCCAAAGAGCUUUUUCUCUCUCUCCUGAGCUGCAACAAAGCCUCUUUAAAAUUGGUGUGCCCUUUUUGAAGCAGUUGUUUCUCAUAUUGAGAUGUACUGUGAGUUACUGAGGUUCAAUCCCAAGAAUGGAGGUUUUUCUCGUGCCAUGAAACCCCUAAGUUGGUCCAUGGAGAAGUGCUAGGGGCAGCACAGAUCUGCUGCAGCAAAACCAGGCCGA